Sceloporus undulatus (fence lizard) is the source of this 2073-nucleotide messenger RNA. RefSeq names its product NOP58 ribonucleoprotein (gene NOP58). Gene Ontology annotation, molecular function: snoRNA binding. The coding region runs from base 132 to 1769 and encodes 545 amino acids. The record is from RefSeq and is a predicted model, not a curated record. The transcript is spliced from 15 exons. Gene Ontology annotation, cellular component: box C/D methylation guide snoRNP complex; small-subunit processome. Lineage: Eukaryota; Metazoa; Chordata; Lepidosauria; Squamata; Phrynosomatidae.
ACGUAAGAGGGAACGUCACUUCCGUUCUCGUGGGACAUUGACGAGUGGCCGUUGGCCUCGUGGUUUUCUGCCCGCGUUCUCCUCUUCUUUAAAGGGGGCAAAGGCGUCCUGCCGCCGCCAUCGCCAUCAUCAUGCUGGUCCUCUUCGAGACCGCCGCCGGAUACGCCAUUUUCAAGGUUCUGGAUGAGAAGAAACUCCAAGAAAUUGAUAGUUUGUGGAAAGAGUUUGAAACUCCCGAAAAAGCAAAUAAAAUUGUGAAAUUGAAACACUUUGAGAAGUUUCAGGACACCACAGAAGCACUUGCAGCAUCCACAGCUCUGGUGGAAGGCAAGAUUAGCAAGAAUUUAAAGAAAAUCUUAAAGAAGAUAGUUGCCAAAGAUGCCCAUGAACAGUUGGCUGUGGCAGAUGCUAAACUGGGUGGUGUAAUAAAGGACAAGCUGAACUUAAGUUGCAUCCACAGCCCAAUGGUUACUGAACUAAUGAGAGGCAUUCGUUCACAAAUGGAAGGGCUUAUCAGUGGCCUUCCAGCACGGGAGAUGGCAGCUAUGUGUUUAGGACUGGCACACAGCCUCUCCCGAUACAAGUUGAAGUUCAGUCCAGACAAAGUUGACACAAUGAUUGUCCAAGCAAUUUCCCUUCUUGAUGACUUGGACAAAGAAUUAAAUAACUACAUAAUGCGCUGCAGAGAAUGGUAUGGUUGGCACUUUCCAGAACUGGGCAAAAUUAUCACAGAUAAUCUAACAUACUGUAAAUGUGUACAGAAAAUUGGAGACAGAAAAAACUUUUCCUGUUCUGAUCUGUCUGAGGUCCUUCCUGAGGAAGUUGAAGAGGAGGUGAAAGCAGCUGCAGAGAUCUCCAUGGGGACUGAAGUGUCUGAAGAAGAUAUAAGCAACAUACAACACUUGUGUGAUCAGGUGAUUGAGAUCUCAGACUAUCGAGCACAACUGUAUGAUUAUCUUAAAAACAGAAUGAUGGCAAUUGCACCUAACCUUACAGUCAUGGUGGGAGAGCUAGUAGGAGCCCGGCUUAUUGCUCAUGCAGGCUCCCUUUUGAAUCUGGCUAAGCAUCCAGCAUCAACUGUUCAAAUUCUGGGUGCUGAAAAAGCACUUUUUAGAGCCCUGAAGACUAAACGUGACACUCCAAAGUUUGGUUUGAUUUAUCAUGCUUCUCUUGUGGGGCAAACAACAGCCAAAAACAAGGGAAAGAUCUCACGAAUGCUGGCAGCAAAAACAGCCUUGACUAUUCGUUAUGAUGCCCUUGGAGAGGGUACCAGUGCUGAGAUGGGUGCUGAGAACAGACUGAAAGUAGAAACAAGACUAAGGCACCUGGAAGAAAAAGGGAUAAGAAGAAUAAGUGGCACAGGAAAAGCCAUAGCCAGGGCAGACAAAUAUCAGCAUAAGAGUGAAGUGAAGACAUAUGAUCCUUCUGGGGAAUCUACACUCCCUCUGGUCCCAAAGAAACGCAAAAGUGAAAUAGAGGUGGAAGAAGAAAAUGAGGUACCAGUUCCCAAAAAACUGAAGAAGACUAAAGUAGUAGAAAUUAAAGAAGAGGAAGAAGAGGAGGCAGUAGCAGAGGAGGAAGAGCAAGAUGACAGUGAACGUGUCAAAAAGAAGAAAAAGAAAAAGGAGAAAAAACAGAAAGCUCAAGAAGAGGCAGUUUGGGUGGACGAAGAUGAAGAAGAACCAUCAACAAGUGCAGCAGUAGAGAGUACAGAGAAGAAAAAGAAGAAGAAGAAGAAAAUUAAAGAGGAGCCUGAAGAUGAUGACUGAGAAGAGGAAGGCACAGUUUCUUGGGAUGACUUGCAUUGGUUUUAUGUUUCCUAGGUCAUUUGCUUCACAGUUAUAUUUUGCUCCAUGGGUAGGGAUGGCUGAGAAAUACUUUAUCUUUCUUGGGGCAGAUGAUUUUUUUAAUUUUAUUUUUCGGUUUUUUGAUAUUCAUUUUUUAGCCUGAUCUUACAGGCGAAAACUUCCCUAACAGUAAUUUUUUAUUGACAUGUGUUAAUAUUACUAUAUUUGUACUGUAAUAUUGAGGUGGGUAGUUACACCUGAAAAGCAAUAUAUAAAUACGUAAAAA